UCUGUGCAUCAUGUUGAUCUUGAAAAAGUUGUUGCUUCUUUUAUCCGUGGUGCCGAUGGGACUGAGCUACCCUUUCUUCCCACCAACCUGCUACUCCAAGGCUCUCAACAUGGCACGGGAGCUCACCCAGAUGGCAGCUGACUUGAAGAUUGGCUAUGAAACCGGUCACUGUAUGGCGCAUAUGCCAGAACUUUACCUUGAUAUACAUAAUGCCUGUGUGAUGUACAAAAUGAGGGACUACAUCUCCCUGGUGGAAGACCUGAGACGGCGGCGCUGCGGUUACACCAGAGAAGUGAGGAAGCUGGAAGUCACUCUGCGGCAGCUCUUCAUUGUCAUGGGAGAGAAAUGCCAUGGGGACCUGGUGUUUACUAUCUAUGACUGUGCUGCGCUGGAGCGUCCAAACAAUCAGUACUGAAAAUCCACCAUUCUCAUCUGUCAAAGACAGCUUAAAGAAGUGGAAAGGGCAAAGUUUUAUGUUUUUCUUUUUACAUUGUGUUACAUUACACAAUAUAUGAAUUUUUUAAGGAAUUGUAAGAAAACUGGUGAUUUUAAAACAAAAAAUGGAAUGCUUCUGACUGUUACAAUAUAACAUAAAGCUAACAAAGUUUAUUUAAAUGUUCUUUUUGCAGUGCCUUGCAAAAGUAUCUGUUUUCUUUUACACUAUUUUGGAUUUUGUCACUUGCAACAUGCAUGGUUAUCAAUGUUUUUUUCACAAUGAAAAUCUAAAAUUUGUAUUUACAUCCAGCAUUUCUCUGAUCUUCUGUUCAAUAACCCAACAACUUCAGGUCCAUCAGAUAGAGUAAAAGUUAUUCUUCAUCAGUUUUCAUCUCAUUUAUUUGACAUUUAUUUGUUUGAAGGAUGACCACUUGGGAUAUAGCAUUUCAUUUUCAAGGGGAUCAUUGAGACAUAAUGGCAUAUCGUAAGACUGAAUGGAUUUGAAGGGUCGUUGUUCUGCUUAAAAGCACAUGUUUCCCUCAGGAAUGCCCCUAAUUUGGUUCACAUUAAUGCUGACCAGCUUUUCUGUCCCUGCUGCAGAAAACAUUUACACAUUGUGAUGCAACCAUUAUCCUGUUGGACUGUGUCCAGGGUUGUUUGAAUCCCCCCAUAUGAGACACAGAAGAUCGCAGUGGCCUAUUUAACACGACUUCUACAUUUGUGCCCUCAACAUUUCUCUCCAGGAGACUUUGAAUCAUUUGUAGGAGCAAAACUGAUGACGGCUCUGAUAGGUGAUCGUUACUCCUGCAAGCUAAAACCAAAUUACGUGCCAACAGUUUUUUGUCCACAAAGCGCCUGUACCCAGUUGGCAAAAAUGCAUUGUAGCAUCCAUGUGACAAUAUUUUAUCAAAAUUUAUAUAUCUAUAAAAAGUCUAUGGUAUUAUUGCUGCAUUAUUUUUACAUCUAAACUAAAUAAAACUAAAAUCUACUGUUACAGCUAAUUGUGGAUUCCCCCAAAAGCAGGGACAUUGUUUUAUAAGUUAGUCAGGAUUCAGGUUUAUCCAAAACUGUCUUUCUACAUUCGAUGGUCUUUGGUGUUCUUUAACAGCACAGCUGUGGGUGGACUGGAUUUGCUAAUGAGAUGACCCAGCAAUUCAGAUGACAAAAAUGGUUAUGCUUGCUUUUAUUUGACAAUACCAAAUAACAAGGAUGAGUAAAAAUACGUGUCAUGUUUUUAGAUUUAAUUUGAAAAAAUGAAAAAGAAAAAAAGGAAAGAAAACCUUCUCACAUCCUUUUCUUUCCACUUCACAACUGUUGGUCUAUUAAAUAAAACCACCUGAAAAAUACAGCCAGAUUAUGUCUAUAACUUGGCACAAUUUGAAAAAGUGAUAAUAAUACUUCUACAAUGCCUUAUAAUUACAGUUUAUAUGAUAAUUUGUAUCAAUGUAAGGAGAAUGAGAGUUUCUGGGAAAAGAAUAAAGUUGCGUUUUUCAUGUC
Messenger RNA from Poeciliopsis prolifica (blackstripe livebearer), 1932 nucleotides. RefSeq names its product CYTL1 domain-containing protein. Lineage: Eukaryota; Metazoa; Chordata; Actinopteri; Cyprinodontiformes; Poeciliidae. The coding region runs from base 11 to 415 and encodes 134 amino acids. The transcript is spliced from 4 exons. Gene Ontology annotation, biological process: positive regulation of transcription by RNA polymerase II. The record is from RefSeq and is a predicted model, not a curated record.